AUGGUCAAUGCAAAUGAAAAUGGUUUUAGACAAGUGAAUUGGGCAAAACCAAUACCAGGACAAUUAUAUAACAUGACAGCUGUUACAACAGGAGGAGGUCAAGUUAGAUUACGUUUCAUUUUGGAUUGUAAUAAUCAGACAAAGACUGGUGGAACUCCUUAUUUAAAUAAUGGUCAAUUCAGUAUUUUCGUAUGGCCAACCAAGUAUUGUUAUUCACAAUUAUUAGCAGGUAGUGGAACAACACUUAAUCAGGAAUCAUCUUCCUCUUGUACUAUUUUGAAGGUUGAAACUCCACAAACUACUACUUCCUCUAAUGGAAUUAUUGCAGUCAACUCAACCAAUACUUUACCAGGUAGUAAAUCUGUAAUAAUAAUUGGAGAAGAGAAAAAUUCUCUAGCAAGUACUAGACAAGUUGUAUCAUUUGGAUUAACAUGUCUAUUAUUGAGUGUAUUAAUUUUCCUAUUAUAA
Molecule: messenger RNA, 468 nt
Organism: Naegleria gruberi
Lineage: Eukaryota; Heterolobosea; Eutetramitea; Acrasida; Naegleriidae
Exons: 1
Coding region: 1-468 (155 amino acids)
Source: RefSeq, a predicted model, not a curated record